AUGUCUGUAUUUCGCCCCGCAAUACUUUCCGCCUCUCUUGGCCGAGCAUGGUUGCACAACUUUGCAGACAAGGCCCAGCAAGCUUCAGCCCAAGGCUUUCAAGGCAUUGAGGUCUUUUACGAAGAUCUAGAGUAUGAAGCAAAGAAGCUGAAUGAUGUGGAAACUCCUAGCAACGACCAAAUCUUGUCGACGGCGUCUCAUGUUCGCCAGGUGCUAGAUGAUCUCAACUUAACAGUCAUUGGUCUUCAACCCUUCUUAUUCUACGAGGGUCUGAAGGAUCGAGACCAGCACAACCGGCUCAUUGACAAGAUAAAGCUGUGGUUCAAGCUUGCCAAGUCCCUGGGGACAGAUACUAUCCAGAUUCCAGCAAACUUCCUUCCAGCUGAUCAAUUGACUGGAGACAUGGAUGUCAUUGUGGAAGACUUGGUCGAGCUGGCCGAUUUGGGGAUUAAAGAGAACCCACCCAUUCGCUUCGCAUAUGAGGCACUAUGCUGGAGCACUCAUAUCGACACCUGGGAGAAGUCGUGGGAGGUGGCAAAGAAAGUCGACAGACCCAACUUCGGUCUUUGCCUCGACACGUUCAAUAUCGCUGGACGCGUGUGGGGUGACCCAGCAUCUCCUACGGGCAAGACACCCAACGCAGAUGAGGAUCUGAAGGAAUCUCUCCAACGACUUGUCCAAGAUGUCUCAUUGGAUAAAGUGUUCUACAUCCAGGUCGUUGAUGCUGAGAGGAUGGAAUCACCAUUGGUUAAGGGCCACCCCUUCCAUGUGGAUGGAAACCCUGCGAGGAUGAACUGGUCGAGGAAUGCCAGAGCAUUCAUGUAUGAAACAGAUCGAGGGGCUUACCUGCCUGUCGAAGAGAUUGCAAGGGUCCUGAUUGAGGAUUUGGGGUACAAGGGAUAUGUGUCGAUGGAGCUCUUCUCAAGGACGAUGAGUGAAGAAGGGAAAGAUGUGCCGCGACAGCAUGCCGAGAGGGGUAUUGCGGCCUGGAACAAGUUUGCCGAGAGAUUCAAAUUGAAUUAA
This is a messenger RNA of Fusarium sp. VM40, 1023 nucleotides long. The record is from the annotation of a GenBank genome assembly. NCBI's taxonomy places the organism in Eukaryota, Fungi, Ascomycota, Sordariomycetes, Hypocreales, Nectriaceae.